GGACCGGACCGGACACACGCCCAGAAAGCCCUGCAGCAGAACUGCAGAAGACACGGCCGCGGCAGAAGAGCCCAAAUCACGGCCGCAAAAGCCACGCACGCGGCGCUUGUCCUGCGCGGCGCACGGAAACCCACCUCCACGGCGGCACCCCGUGCGUCGGCUGCUUGCUGCCCCAGUGCCGCCCCGCGUUCCCUUCGCUCCCGCCGACACCGACGCCGCCACUGCCACCGCCGGCAUGGCGACCCCGCUCCGCGCCACCGCGGUCCUCGCGUGGGGUUCCGGGGAGGACGGGCAGCUGGGCAUGGGCGGGAACGAGGAGAAGGACUGGCCCCACUUCGUUGAGGCGCUGGGGCCCUACGCCGUCACCGCCGUCGUCGCCGGCAGCCGCAACUCCCUCGCCAUCUGCGACGACGGCCGCCUGUUCACAUGGGGAUGGAACCAACGCGGCACGCUCGGGCACCCGCCGGAGACCAAGACGGAGAGCUCCCCGGGCCCCGUCGACGCUCUCGCGGGUUUCAAGAUCGUCCAGGCGGCGAUUGGCGGGUGGCAUUGCCUCGCAGUUGACGACAAGGGGCGCGCCUACGCCUGGGGUGGAAACGAGUACGGGCAGUGUGGUGAGGAGCCUGAGAGGAAGGAGGACGGGACGAGGGCGCUCAGGAGGGACAUCCCGAUCCCGCAGCGGUGCGCGCUCAAGCUCAAAGUCCGGCAAGUAGCCGCUGGAGGGACACAUUCAGUAGUUUUGACUCAAGAAGGUCACGUCUGGACAUGGGGACAGCCAUGGCCUCCGGGUGAUAUCAAGCAAAUAUCUACACCUGUACGUGUGCAAGGCCUUGAGAAAGUGAGGGUCAUUGCUGUAGGUGCAUUCCAUAAUUUGGCACUAACGGAGGAUGUAAUUUUGUGGGCAUGGGGUAAUAAUGAGUAUGGUCAGCUGGGGACUGGAGAUACCCAACCAAGAUCACAACCGAUACGUGUCGAAGGGCUAUCUGAUCUCUCACUGGUUGACAUUGCUGCUGGAGGCUGGCAUUCAACUGCACUAACUAUAGAUGGAGAGGUGUAUGCUUGGGGGAGAGGAGAGCACGGGAGGCUUGGAUUUGGAGAUGAUAAGAGUAGUCACAUGGUGCCCCUAAAGGUUGAGCUUCUAGCUGGAGAGGAUAUUGUUCAGGUAUCAUGUGGAGGAACACAUUCAGUUGCGCUAGCUCGAGAUGGCCGAAUGUUUUCUUACGGGAGGGGCGACCAUGGCCGUCUAGGCUACGGCAGGAAGGUGACGACGGGCCACCCCAUGGAAUUGCCCAUCAACCUGCCGCCGCUCAGCAGCAGCCGCGACGGUCGGUGGCAGGCGAAAUACGUGGCUUGUGGCGGGCGGCACACCCUCGCUAUUGCGGAGUGGACAGAGGCCACUGAUUGAUCACGUAGCGUUUGUGGAAUAAGCACAAGGCCGGUGCCAACGGGCGUAGGUGGGGCUGCAGUCGAUGGCGCUGCCGGCCGCCGCGGUCGGUACUUACCAGAAGUAGUUCAGUACCGACUGCCAUUGCCAUGUGUCGUCUUUUAAUUAGUUGAUGUCCAAUAAAUUCAUAAGUUUUUUUUAAAAAAGUCUAAGUAAUCUGAAAAGGUAUUUAUGAAUUAUGUAACUUUUUUACUUUUUGGUAUUAUGUAUUUUUUAUGUUUUAUGAGUUAUGUAAAUUUUAUUUAUGAUUUAUAAAUUACAUACUGUGUAUUUAUAUUCAUGAACUAUAUACUUUUUUAUUUGUUUACUUA
Zea mays is the source of this 1755-nucleotide messenger RNA. Its product is annotated as putative regulator of chromosome condensation (RCC1) family protein. NCBI's taxonomy places the organism in Eukaryota, Viridiplantae, Streptophyta, Magnoliopsida, Poales, Poaceae. Bases 236 to 1405 code for a protein of 389 amino acids. The record is from RefSeq and is a predicted model, not a curated record. The transcript has 12 exons.